This is a messenger RNA of Leopardus geoffroyi (Geoffroy's cat), 2000 nucleotides long. It is a transcript of the gene PNMA1, whose product is annotated as PNMA family member 1. The record is from RefSeq and is a predicted model, not a curated record. NCBI's taxonomy places the organism in Eukaryota, Metazoa, Chordata, Mammalia, Carnivora, Felidae. The coding region runs from base 123 to 1184 and encodes 353 amino acids. The transcript has a single exon.
CGUGAAGCUUGCCUCCCUCGGGCGUAUUGGGGGGAGUGUCUGCUGCUGUCCUAAGUCCCAGAGCACAGGGAGCCACAGUCUAAUCCUUAUUUGUAGAGUUGGGGCCCUUGACAGUUGGGAAAAUGGCGAUGACACUGUUGGAAGACUGGUGCAGGGGGAUGGAUGUGAACUCCCAGAGAGCCCUGCUGGUCUGGGGGAUCCCAGUGAACUGUGAUGAGGCUGAAAUCGAAGAGACCCUCCAGGCUGCGAUGCCCCAGGUGCCCUAUCGAGUACUUGGGAGAAUGUUUUGGAGGGAAGAGAAUGCAAAAGCAGCCUUGUUAGAGCUCACUGGCGCUGUCGAUUACGCCGCGAUCCCCAGGGAGAUGCCGGGUAAAGGAGGGGUCUGGAAAGUGGUCUUUAAACCCCCGACUUCCGAUGCUGAAUUUUUAGAAAGGCUGCACCUCUUCCUGGCGAGAGAGGGGUGGACCGUGCAAGAUGUUGCCCGCGUCCUUGGGUUUCAGAACCCUGCCCCGGCCCCAGGCCCAGAUAUGCCGGCAGAGAUGCUAAACUAUAUUUUGGAUAAUGUUAUUCAGCCUCUUGUUGAGUCCAUAUGGUACAAGAAGCUGACGCUGUUCUCUGGGAGGGACAUCCCGGGGCCGGGGGAGGAGACCUUUGAUCCCUGGCUGGAACACACUAAUGAGGUCAUAGAGGAGUGGCAGGUGUCUGAUGUAGAAAAGAGGCGGCGGUUGAUGGAGAGUCUUAGAGGCCCUGCCGCUGAUGUCAUCCGCAUCCUCAAGACUAACAACCCUGCAAUAACCACUGCUGAAUGCCUGAAGGCCCUUGAGCAGGUGUUUGGGAGCGUCGAGAGCUCUAGGGAUGCGCAGGUCAGAUUUCUGAACACUUACCAGAACCCGGGAGAAAAGUUAUCUGCAUAUGUCAUUCGACUGGAGCCUCUUCUGCAGAAGGUGGUGGAGAAGGGGGCUAUAGAUAAAGAUAACGUGAACCAGGCCCGCCUGGAGCAGGUUAUUGCCGGGGCCAACCACAGCGGGGCCAUCCGAAGGCAGCUGUGGCUGACGGGGGCUGCGGAAGGGCCUGCCCCUAACCUCUUCCAGUUGCUGGUGCAGAUCCGAGAGGAGGAGGCCAAGGAGGAGGAGGAGGAGGCUGAGGCCGCCCUCCUGCAGUUAGGCCUGGAGGGGCACUUCUGAGGCCCAGGAAACAGGCUGUACUGCAGAUCUAGAUCGCAGCUGCUUUCCUUGUCUCCAUGCUAUCUUACAGGUGUCUCUUAGUAGUGAAGACUUAGCCAUGUGCUGGGGGUGGGGGGGGGAAGGGGGUUUGAGAGCAGGGAGGCAGCAGGCCUGGGUAUUCAUGUAACAUUAGUACAACUGUGCAAAUGAGCACCCUGAGCUACUUACUAUAAGUGAGUCGUACCUAGCUGCAAUGCCAGGUAAAGACUUGUGCACCAGUGCUCAGUGCAAGCUGUCGUUGUGGCAAUCAUCAGUUGUAAAACAUGUGAAUUUGUGACACUUCCCAUUGAGGUAAUUAAGUGUGAAAUUGCAUGUUCUGAUGUUUAGCGCAGGACCUGGCAAACACAAAAAGUGUUCAGUAAAAAUAUGAGCCGUUAUUACUAAUAUCGUGAAUAGUUCUGUGUUUACAGUAAAUUGUUCCUAAUUUAUAUUAAUGGAAAGAAAUGUGACUUAAUUAGAUACUACUAGUUAUUCAACCAUACAAAGCAAAUUUCUUAUUUUUCAUCUUGAAACGUCUGGAUCAGUUUAAUUGACAAGUGUUCUGAGACUAUGGAAUGGGAUGUUAGGAAACAAUUCUAGAACUGCGUGAAUCAAUUUUUCUCUGUACAAGAUACAGAUAUAAACUGCAUGGGAAGGUUAUAAAGAACCAAUUACAGUAUCUAGUUCCCCACUUCAAGUCUGUCAUUGAAUAGUAGUUCUUGUUCAUGCUGAUUCUAAGUGUUCUAAAUUUCAAGUUAUCAAAAUACAUGUAUAUGAAUAAAAAUAUUUUAAAAAUUC